AUGGAGAGGGUGAAGAAAUUCAUUUUGCUUCCUCUCAUCUUAACUGCCUCGCUACCAGGUCUUGGCUUUUGUUACUCUAUUAUAAAUGGCCCUGCUAAUGCAACAGUCCUUGCUGGUUCAGAAGCCCGGUUUAAUUGCACUGUGUCAGUAGGAUGGGUAAUUCUCAUUUGGCUGUCCAAUGGAAAUCCUGUCCUCACUGUCAUCAGUUCUCAAGGACCUAUUGAAACAUCGGACCGCUUCACUUCUCAGAAUUAUACUGGUAGCAACGGGUUUACCUCGGAGCUGAUCAUUCACAACACCCAGCUGAGUGACUCUGGAAAAAUUGAAUGCAGCACCCAGCAACCUAGUGAGAGCAGCUUUGCAUUUCUUUCUGUUCAAGUUAAUGGAUCUUUAUUCAUCAAAAAUAGCACCUUAACAGUAAAAGAGAACAAAACAGUUGAAAUUGUUUGUGAAGCCUUAGGAUGGGCUCCAGCUCCAGACAUUACCUGGAUGACAAAUGACUCUUUCAUUGAUAAGUCGAGGUAUGUUACCCAGCAAAGUCAAGGAUCUAAUGGCCUCCACAAUGCCCUGAGCAUCCUAACUUUGACUCCGAUGGACACUGAGAUUUUGACUUGUUUAGCUGACAUAGAAGCACUCCCUAAUCCUCAGAAUGCAACUGUAACUGUUAUUGUUGUCAACUCUACUAUAGAAAAUGAUUACAGGGAAGACAGCAGAAGCACAUGGGUUAUUGUACUUGCAGUCGUGCUUUCACUUGUUGGUAUUAUUCUUCUGAUCGUUAUUAUUGCGGCUGUCAUACGCUGCUGCUGUCUAAAGAAGAAAGGAUCUACGUAUCAAACUGAAAUAAGGUAA
Molecule: messenger RNA, 849 nt
Organism: Phaethon lepturus (White-tailed tropicbird)
Lineage: Eukaryota; Metazoa; Chordata; Aves; Phaethontiformes; Phaethontidae
Gene: IGSF5
Product: immunoglobulin superfamily, member 5
Exons: 5
Coding region: 1-849 (282 amino acids)
Biological process (GO): cell-cell adhesion
Source: RefSeq, a predicted model, not a curated record